GCGGAAACAGCAAGGUCAAAAAAUUCAACUUGGCCUAAAUGGACGAGAUUGAUCUUUGUAUGGGUCGUUUCUCUUAAUUAGUCUUUUACCUCCCAAUCUUGGCAGUAUGGGCCAAUAUUAUUAGUACUUUAUGAAUAAUAUUAUCUGUUCAGGCUAAGUUUUUCGUCAACGUGUGGCUGAUUACUUAUUGAAGGUCGUGUUUGAGGACAAGAAGUUUGAUGUCCUAGCUGCAGAAGUAAAAAAGCCAGGCGCUAAAUUUUCUCAACUAAUAGACGAUGAAGCAAAGCUGGCAAACUUGUUGAAGCUGAUGUUGGGCCACUUGGUGCUGAUAAAAAUUCCUUCACCUGUAGUUUGCGGAUUCCUUGAUGACGGCGAAAACAUUAAAGAGUUUCUCAGCAAGCAAAGAAAUAUUACGAAAAUAAUAAUUGAUAGACUCCCUAUCACAUCUGAAGUAGAAAUUUAUGAAACAGAGGUGUUGCUUUAAGACCAAAACGCGAUAAAGAGGUUCGAUUGCAGAACACGACCGAUCCAAAGAUCCUUAUGAAAAUAUAACAUUACUCAACAAAUUACUUUAUGAAUAACCUCUUGAAUUGAUGCACUCCUUUUGUUUCAUGACAGCAUAAUCUGCAGUUCAUCUUUACUCACGAUAUGAUAAAGCUUGAUGUUUUUAUAACUGUGAAUAAAAAUAACUUUUUUCGAUAGUCAACUAGUCUAACCACAUA
Messenger RNA from Gilbertella persicaria, 722 nucleotides. RefSeq lists its product as uncharacterized. The transcript is spliced from 2 exons. NCBI's taxonomy places the organism in Eukaryota, Fungi, Mucoromycota, Mucoromycetes, Mucorales, Choanephoraceae. The coding region runs from base 308 to 484 and encodes 58 amino acids. The record is from RefSeq and is a predicted model, not a curated record.